This is a messenger RNA of Paraglomus occultum, 2457 nucleotides long. The record is from the annotation of a GenBank genome assembly. Lineage: Eukaryota; Fungi; Glomeromycota; Glomeromycetes; Paraglomerales; Paraglomeraceae.
AUGCCUAAUGAAUCUCUACCAGUGCCGGCAUCAAUUCGCCCUACAGCAUGUAGAAUGUUUAUCGGACCAAUUUCAGCUAAUUGGGAAAAUAAGAAGCCUCUUGGGAGACUGCAUAGUCACUUUUCUUUAAUACGGUUAAGCUACAAGCCAGAGUCUGAGGUGGCUGGUACGCUUAAUCUUGACGUUUCUGACACUGUUGAACAGCGAUCGUCGAGUGAUUUUAAACCAAUCACCGAUGCCCUUACACAGUGCCAAAAUCUCCAAACAAGUUCUGAAAUAUUUGCAACUCCCACUGAAGAUAUUCGAUCAUCUCCAAUCACGCCACCUCAUUGGAAACAACCCUCUCCUAAUGAUGAUUUUGGCCUAUCUUCACCCGCUAUCGUAUCUCCACCUACUUUCGACACUGACGCUUUACAAGAAAGAGAUCGUGUUGUUUCUCCGUCAUUGUCAUCUGCUCCUAUUGCCCCCACCACCAACUUUCCAGUUGUCGAGAACCGUCCAACUGAUACAACAGAUUCCAUUUUUUCUGAACCAGUUGUACGUGGUUCUAGUUCGGUAACAUCAGACACAGUAUUAAAGAAGGGUCGUAUGCUAGUUAGAGUUGAGUACGUUCGUAGAGGAUUGAUCGAAGAGCGGUCGAAGAGACGUACUGCACGAUUCUCAAUGGGAUGGAAAGAAUAUAAGGUGGUGCUCUAUCGUGGAAAAUUGAAUAUAUGCAAUCGAAGUACUAUAGUAGAAGAAUUUGAUUUUUCGGAAGACGUGCGCUUGUCAUUAUAUUCCUCUAUAGAUUAUACGAUAGCGUUAAAAAGACUCUGCCAUCACGACGAUGAAAUCUUUCUUUUUCGUAGUAGUACCUACGCGAAUAAUUUUGAAUGGUAUCGUGAACUUCACCGUCUUUUCAAACGACGCUGUGUUAAGGUAUUACCACUCACGUGUGAUGUUUUUGUUCCUGAUCUGGGGGUAAAUGUGCGAAUUCCUGUGGACGGAUACGAUGAUGCGUAUGAAAUGACGGCAGAAAAAGUUAAGAAAAUUGUAUUGCAGCAGUUGCGAGUUGUGAAAGAGUGGGGUGAACUUUUGGAUGGUUGGCUUGGAAGUGAUCAGGUUGCCUUGUGCUGGAAGAAAUACGAUCGAUUGGAGUGGAUCUGUUCAACUAAUGCAAGCGAUAUAAAUAGCAAGGGUCUUAUAGUUGGACCUCAAUAUAUUGAAGAGACACAUCAACUACAGUUGCGACACAUUACGCAUUAUCCUACUGACGUAAUGCUGAAAGAUGGGAAUAAAAUGAAUGAACCAGCCGCAGUUGAAGGCUUUUUGACAAUCUUAACAAGUGGCAAAGGAGAGAAUAAACGUGGUUUAAGGUUCUAUUUUACUAGUCACGAUCAUUUUCUUUUCUACACAAAACCAAAAUUUGUCAAGGAACCGCCAUCUCCAGUCACCACUGUAAUGAAUGCAACUGCCGAACAACAAUGCCAAUCGGAUGAAAGAAGUGAUCGUGAAAGAUGCAUCAAUCACAUCAAACAUUCGUUAGGUUUCAUUGAUUUAACAGAAGUAACACGUGUUGAGUUAUCACAAGUUGUCCGUAAUAAUUUGUCCAAUCCCACGGAGGAACAACCGUCAUCUGACAGACAUUCAAGAAUAAUACUGUUGGCGUUAAAGAAUGAAUUAGCUGUUAAGUUGGAGGCUCAGUCAUCAGAUACAGCUAGAGAGUGGGUAUCAUGUCUCUCUGAUCUCGUGAAAUAUUGGCAAGCUAGGAGAGCAGCUGAUGCAAAAGAGCGAAUACUUACUGCCAAGGCCAAUAAUCAGUCUAUAUAUUAUGGAGACGGCGACGAUAGUAAAUACUGGACCGAGAAUGUCCGUGAUAAAGUAGCGCACGUUCACGCUUUUGCUAACCAAUAUAUUUGGAACAUGUGCAUCCCGAAUGGUUGUCGGGACAUAACAAAAUCAGGUGUACUCUAUUGUCGGCCUCACUUGAGAUAUACCUUCGAAAAAUUUCAUUUCAUUCUUGCUUGUGAUAAUCUUUUGUAUUAUGACUUUCAUAGUCGACGUAUAUCAGGGCGUGCUAUUCCCUGCACUCAUCAUAAGCGUAGAGGAAUCAUAAGGUUACAUGAUUGUUAUGCAUACUCUGGGAGUGUAGCUGAUGAUCUUACUUAUCCUGCAAACGCAUGGUAUAAAGCUGCUGCCGAUAGUGAUCUGCCAUGUAUCUACGGUGAUCAAACAUUUUCCAUUGAUGAAGAAGACGAUUGCACAUUUGUCAUCUGGAAAAACACAAGGAGGUAUUGCUUUGGAAAACAGGGUUCGUCUAUCGCAUUGAAAAGGAAAGUCAAAUUGGAUUCUGUUGGCAAAAGAUGGAUUUUUAGAGCGAGGAAUCGGGCAGAAUGCGAAGAAUGGGUGUAUGCCCUGAACAUUGAAAUCGAGAGAGCCCGAGAUAGCAUUAAAAAUCAAAGGAACAGCAAGAAAUAA